Conger conger (European conger) is the source of this 587-nucleotide messenger RNA. RefSeq names its product small ribosomal subunit protein uS9. Gene Ontology annotation, molecular function: structural constituent of ribosome; RNA binding. NCBI's taxonomy places the organism in Eukaryota, Metazoa, Chordata, Actinopteri, Anguilliformes, Congridae. Gene Ontology annotation, biological process: maturation of SSU-rRNA from tricistronic rRNA transcript (SSU-rRNA, 5.8S rRNA, LSU-rRNA); translation. The record is from RefSeq and is a predicted model, not a curated record. The coding region runs from base 111 to 551 and encodes 146 amino acids. Gene Ontology annotation, cellular component: ribosome; cytosolic small ribosomal subunit. The transcript is spliced from 6 exons.
UGACGUAAACAUGCCGUAAAUUAGUGUGGAAUUGUCGUGCAAAUGCCCCUGAAUUUUGGACGGUGAAUCCCUUUCGGUCUCUCUGUGCGACUUUAGCUGAAAUCAGAAACAUGCCGGCUAAAGGUCCUUUGCAGUCUGUCCAGGUUUUCGGACGUAAAAAAACAGCCACUGCCGUCGCUCACUGCAAGAGGGGCAAUGGUCUCAUCAAAGUUAACGGCCGUCCUCUGGAGAUGAUCGAGCCGGCCACUCUGCAGUACAAGCUACUGGAGCCAGUUCUGCUGUUGGGCAAGGAGCGCUUCGCUGGAGUGGAUAUCCGCGUGCGAGUGAAGGGGGGCGGACACGUCGCCCAGAUCUACGCUAUCCGUCAGGCGAUCUCCAAAUCCCUGGUUGCCUACUACCAGAAAUACGUGGACGAGGCCUCUAAGAAGGAGAUCAAAGACAUCCUGAUCCAGUACGACAGGACCCUGCUGGUGGCCGAUCCUCGCCGCUGCGAGUCCAAGAAGUUCGGUGGCCCCGGGGCCCGCGCGCGCUACCAGAAGUCUUACCGUUAAUCUGUACAUUUUCAUACAAUAAAUGCGAUUCGACUA